AUGCAGCAGAUCCAGAGCUCCAAGCGGAGGCUUCAUCGACGUCAUGGUAGUAACGACCCAGAUCUAACGAACACAAACAUGGAGAAGAUUAAGAAGAUUUUCUCUCCUGGCCACGAAAAGGACGAAGACGUCAUGUAUAACGACCCCAACACCAGCAGCGCUUCCACUACCAGAGACAGUGCUACACCUACUCAACACACUGUCGGCGCGAGUAACAAGGACACAAAUCUCAGACAGAACGUUCUGGAUCCUCAGAGCAACCUGAACUCUAGACCCAAUCCCACCACUACCGUCUCGUCAGCCUCAACCAUUCCUGACGACGUCAGCACGGCAAGCAUCAGAUCAGGCGUCGUUGGUGCCGGCCAAGAGCCUCGUAACGUCGAUGGCACUGGCUUCACAGACUACGCCGCAACAGGCAGUGGCCUGUCAGCACCUCAACAGAAGCUCCCUAUCAGAAGCGCCAGUCCUGUUGGACAGUCUCGUCCCAGGCCUACGCAGAUGGAGACCAUGGACCCCAGCGGCUUCGUGAACAGUUCACAUGCACACAAGGGCCUUGGACACAACUACAAUGGCGACCCAUGCUCUGAAGACCAAGAGACUCCCGUUCCCGGCUACCCUCACCACCAGCACGGUCCCCAUGGUACAGACAUCGCCAACAAGCUCGACCCUCAUGUACCUGGCGAGUUUCCCUCCGACGACGGUCUUGACACACACCAGCGUAGAAGAGACGGUGACCUGACAUCAGGCUCCUCGAGCCUCGGUUCUGGUGCCUACACGACUGAACAGCGCGCCGCUGCAUCGCCAGGCCAGGGAAUGAACACAACAGAGUCCACCAGCAGCCGUCACUACGGUAGAGAUGCUGCCCUUGGUGCCGGCGCUGGAGCUGCUGGAGUCGGUGCUUACGAGUACGCUCAGCAUCAAAACGACCCUACUGCCAAGGUUGCGGACCCCAACUACGAUCCACUUCUCGACCAGCAAAGACGGGAACGACAAAGUGCCCUCGACACUGCAAUGGCUGGUAGUCAAAGAUCUCAGCCAGACGCAUACAACACCAGCUCGACUGUUGGAUCCACAUCGACCGCUGAUCGCUCCUUUCCACUAAGCAGCCACCCUACUGCUGCCACCAACUCAAGAGAUGUCCCAUCUGAGACAUCCAGAGAUCACCAUGUGGGCAGAGAUGCCGCUCUUGUUGGAGGCGGACUUGGUGCUGCUGGUCUGGGUGCACACGAGGCCGGAUCUCACAGACGCUCACACGAGAUUGAGGGCUACGAAGAUCAGCGCUUCGAUCCCUCUGCCGCUUCUGGCGAUAAGCCCACACGCAUCCCCAAUCUGAUGUAUGGCUCCUCGAACCAGUCGAGCCACGAGGGACAGCGCACUGGUGCACUUUCAGGCCACAGUGUAAGCGCCGCAGAAACCGCCAGUGGCCUUGGCGCCGGUGCUGGUGCAUAUGAAUCCACCCGCGCCGGCGGACUGCCAGGCCAUGGUGUGAACCCAUCAGAAACUGCCAGCGGUCUUGGUGCUGGUUCAUACGAGUCCACCGAGCAACGCAGACUGCCAGGCCAAGGUGUGAGUGCGGUAGAGACCGCCAGUGGCCACAACUACGGUAGAGAAGCAUUGCCAGGCCAUGGUGUUAACGCAACCGAGACUGCCAGCGGCCACUCAUACGGCAGAGAUGCUGCUUUGGCUGGCGGCGUCGGUGUUGCUGGUUCUCAGCUGCAGGGCUACAACCACGGCGGGCGCACUGAGACUGACCCUGCUUCCAAGACCAUUGGUCCCCACAAGAGCAAUCUCAUGAACGUCAUUGACCCUCGCGUCCGACCUGAGCCCGAGAAGAUGAAGGACAGAACUACUGCUGGGCCCCAUCAGAGCGACAUGGUGAACCGUGCUGAUCCUCGCGUUGACUCGGACCUGUCCAAGCAGAACGAGCAUCACUAUGGUAGAGACGCAGCUCUGGCUGGAGGAGCCGGCGCUGCCGGCGUAGGAGCCUAUGAGUAUGGCAAGCAGCACGGUCAACCCACCGAGAGUAUUGGCACGUCCGCUUUCGAUCCUCGCUCAACCAACACCACUAACGUCGUGGACCCAAACCACGACCCGAUUCUUGAGCAGCAGAGACUGGAACGCCAACGCGCAUAUGAAGCUUCUCUGGCUAGCGCUGGUGGUGUAGGAGGCGUAGGUACUUAUGAGCACGGAAACCCUCAUGGUGCCGCCACUCAGAGCACUCUCGAACACUCCCCGUUCGCCUCUCGCUCUGCUAAUCCCGAUCCUGCUCUGACACAACAGCCCGAACACCACUACGGCCGUGAUGCUGCUCUCGCAGGCGGUGCCGCUGGUAUUGGAGCAGGCGCAUACGAGCAUGGCAGACACCAUGGUGGCCCUACCGAUACCGCUGUCGGAACCUCGACCUUCGACCCUCGCUCAACCAACACCAGCAACAUUGUCAACCCUAGCACUGAUCCUACUCUCGCACAGCAACAGCAAGGUCAUCACUAUGGCCGCGACGCUGCCCUUGUUGGAGGUGCUGGAGCUGCAGGUGCCGGUGCCUAUGAAUACGGCAAGCACCAUGGCACUGACAACAACCUUGGAUCUUCCGCCGUCGACCCUCGUUCUACCAACAGGGUACCCAUCGUGGAUCCUAACAACGACCCAAUGCUCGCACAUCAGAGAGAAGAACGUCAACACUUUACUCGUGACGCUGCUGUCGCUGGUGGCGCUGGAGCAGCUGGCUACGGUGCUUACGAGGCUCUUGACCCCAAGGAGCAAGAAAAGCUCGCCAAGCACCAAGCUCAUGAGGCUGAGAAGGCACAGAAGGCCCAGCAACACCACAUGGACAAGGACUUGAAGCAUCAGCAGAAGGAGCGUGAGCACGAGAUUGCCAAGCAAGAAAAGAAGGCCGAAAAGCAACGUGAGAAGGAAGCCGACAAGUCCGAGAAGGAAGCUGAAAGGGCUACCAAGGAGAAUGAACACCCUGAGAAGAAGAAGCACGGCCUUCUUGGCUUCCUACACCGCGACAAGAAGAACGAGCCCGAAGACGAUUUGCGCCAACAGGGCCGUCUCCAGGAAGCCGACAUCGCUGCACACGAGCGCCAUCAACGCGAACUCGAGUCUCGUGCUGCUGAUGGCUCAAUCCCUGCUGCGGGAGCCAGCUUUGAGCCCUCGCUCGAGGAACAGAGAGCAAACCCCAAUGCCUCGUCCCCGUAUGCUGAUAUCGAAGAGAGAGGACACCAGACUGUUUCCACCGACACUACAGGUCGUCACCGCCUGCACAAGGAGCCCCCUGCCAGUGUGCUUAAGCAGCAUGGCUUGGAGACUGAUCACCCAUACGGUGACAGCCACGGUGCAAACGUUCGUAUUGCUUAA
Aureobasidium uvarum is the source of this 3357-nucleotide messenger RNA. Lineage: Eukaryota; Fungi; Ascomycota; Dothideomycetes; Dothideales; Saccotheciaceae. The record is from the annotation of a GenBank genome assembly.